Molecule: messenger RNA, 2396 nt
Organism: Haliotis rufescens (red abalone)
Lineage: Eukaryota; Metazoa; Mollusca; Gastropoda; Lepetellida; Haliotidae
Product: ankyrin-1-like
Exons: 2
Coding region: 214-2178 (654 amino acids)
Biological process (GO): intracellular signal transduction
Molecular function (GO): protein binding
Source: RefSeq, a predicted model, not a curated record
ACAUGUCUGAGCAAGAACAGUGAGAUAGACAAUAUGUAUAAAUAAUGCCAACGUUUGUUCCAAUUAACUCGACAUUAGAAUCCCUUCCAUUGUGUUCCUGCAAAUCUUGUAUUAUUAGUGGUUUAACCAAGGGAGGUAACUCUGUCUAACCAGCUGCGAGCGAGAGAACAGCUGCCAGUCGCCUCUUUCCCUCAUAUUAUUCAAGCACUGGUCAUGAUGAUGGCACCUGCAGCAUGUGUCUCCAUGGAGAUGAUCUCUGAGGCCAUCAUCAGUGGUGCAAGUGAUAGAGAUGUCAUGGCCGCAUUCCACAACAGUGGCAUGUCACUGGAAGAUCUCACAAGAUGGAGGCAUCCGCUUCUGGCCAUCAAUGUAUUCCAACUUGCCAUUUUGUAUAAACGAGCUGAUCUGGUCCAGUCUCUUGGAACAAUUAGCCCCUUCUUCUUGUCUGACAGAUCCUUGUAUAAGAAACAGAUUGUUUGCGACACUGACAAAGCCUUGUGUGUCUGCAGAAGAUGCCAAACAACUGAGGAUCGAGAUAUAAAGGACUCUGGAGAUUCGGUUGGGCAGGUACUCAACAUAGCUGAGGAAACAUGUGAAGAUGAAGCUUCAGGAAACAGACACAAGCAGAUAAUAAACACAUCCUCAUCAGUAAGAAGCUGCAGCCUUUCUGAUAAACCAGAUAUUACUCAGGAAGAUCUGUCCACUGAUCAAGACGGCAACAGUGACAUGAUCAUUAACCCACCCCUACAUCUUGCAUGCAUGGUUGGUUGUAUCGAUAGUAUCAAGUAUCUCUUAGAAAAACCAAGUUCCUUUUCGUUGAAUGAAGUUGCCUAUGUGUCUAUAGCUGUAAGGACUGGGGAAUCAAAGACAAGCAGCAUGUACUAUUCCUUGCCCUUGACACAGAGCAAGAGAGGAAAGCCAUUUGAAUUUUGCGUCUCUGGUGGCCAUGUUGAUUUUGCCUUUUAUUUCCUGAACAAUAUCAUUAUUCAGUGUCUAGCUCUGAGGUUUUUGUAUGCCGGAGUCCGAGAACCAUCCUCCAUGCUCCACAAGGCAUGUUCUAUAGGAUGUGGUCCUUUGGUUGAGUUGCUGCUGAAGAACUCUUUCCGUGACGUCAUCAGCCUUAGUGAUAAGAAUGGCAAGACCCCACUUCAUGUGGCGGUAUGGAAUGGCGACACUGACACAAUCCACCACCUUCUGGAAUGUGGAGCAUCGGUCAAUGCUCUUACAGAAUCGAAAGGUUGUCUUCACAUCCUGUACCGAUCCAAACUCCACCCAUACAACUACAUUGCCAACACAAAGCUGCUCAUACAAUUUGGCGUCAAUGUACACAUCACAGACAAAAAUGGUAAAUCUGCACUUCAUAUCCUUGCUGAGGAAAUUGGCAUCAGUCGAACUGAUGUGAUGCGGUACUGGAAGAAAGCAUCCAAUGCGAUCGGUGAAAUGACGUCCUCGAAGUGCAACCCAGAAGGGGAUAAUUAUUCUAUGAGCACCUACCAGAGCGAUCUCAUCACCUGUCUGGAACUGCUUCUAGAGAAGGGCAUGAACCCAAACAAAGUAACCACCAUGUCAGCGUUCAACGAGACAGUGUUGGAAGUCCUACUGCAGUACAGUUCCCUUCCUUACACCCAGACCACCCUGUGGAACAGUCCACUGCUUGUAUAUCGGGCAGUGGAACUACUAUUGUCCAACGGCGCCAACCCCAAUAUUCCCAGCAGAUGCUCAGACCUGCCGAUCUUCACCUACUUCAUCAUGAACCAUCUCAAUGAUAUAGAAGAUAAAAAUAUGAAACACAAAUUUAUUCACCUGUUUAGUUUGUAUGGUACCGACUUCGACCGUCCAUAUAUGAACGGGUGCUACCCAUUGGUGGCAGCUGUAGAGAAACAGACUUCUCUGAAUGUGGUGGAGCUGAUUGGUAGUCUGAUGGACAUAGAGCAUCUGCAUCAUGCCAUGAUGACUGUCCAGCAGAGAUUCCUGCCCCCGCUCAUGUAUUCUAACAAGCCUAAGGAAGUAGACUUUGCAUAUGGGGUUGUGCAACUGUUUGAAAAGCUAAGGAUAAGAUCACUGAGACAUCUUUGUAAAGUUACAAUCUUGAAACAAGUUACGUGUGCAGCUAGAGAUGUCAAACAGCUUCCUCUGCCCAGUUACCUCAAGACUUAUAUCACCACUGCCUCAUUCUAAGCCUGUUAAAAGUCAGAUCAUAUGUUUUUAUAUUUUUUUACCAAUAUUUUAAAAUGGUGGAAAGAAAAAAAUGAUACAUUCAGGGAUAAUUAGAGAUUAUUUGUUUUUUUGGGUUAAACGCAGCACUCAGCAAUAUUCGAACUAUAUGACGUGGUCUGUAAAUAAUCAAGUCUGGACCAGAAAAUCCAGUGGUUGAUAUCAUUAGCAUCAAUCCACGA